Molecule: messenger RNA, 1144 nt
Organism: Xenopus tropicalis (tropical clawed frog)
Lineage: Eukaryota; Metazoa; Chordata; Amphibia; Anura; Pipidae
Gene: clec2d
Product: C-type lectin domain family 2 member D
Exons: 5
Coding region: 71-820 (249 amino acids)
Source: RefSeq, a predicted model, not a curated record
UUUAAACUGCAAACAUGCAAUAUUGUGCUUGGUACUGCGGGAGAGUUGGCCAGAGAGCAGCAGGGAAGGCAUGGGGCAUAACGUGUGCAACGGGCAAGGUACCCAGCUUGGGGAGCAGACAGACCUAGGAGCAGAUGUGGAAGGGUCCCCUGGCUGCUCCCUCCUCUGGGUUAGUGGCCCAACGACCAAUGAGCCAUCUGAGAAGACACUAGAGAUGUGUGAGUUUGGGAAAGACCACUCUAUUAUCUGCCGUCGGCUUGAUGAGCGACCGAGGGAAGAACAUACAGGUUCUGGUAUUUGCUUCAGCUCUCACCGUGUUCCUUUGAUACCAGCAUUCUCUGUAUUUGGCAUUUUAUUCCUCGUGAUUGUAGGUUUGGCUGUUUCAUUUCCCACAGGUGCCACAGAACCCAGCCCAGUAUGUCAACCUUGUCACUAUUCUGCCCCCUGUGAGGAGGACUGGAUCUGGUACCGGGGGAAAUGUUACUAUUUCGCUGAGACGUACGAUGAGUGGAACAACAGCCAGAGCUUCUGCGUUUCCCACAAUGCAUCUCUCUCUCUCAUCGAUACCCAGGAGGAACUGGAUUUUCUAAGGAGACAUAAGGGGCUCUAUGACCACUGGAUCGGGCUGUACAGAGACACUAAUGAGCCGGGGUGGGUCUGGGCAAAUGGAUCCAUGUUCAGAAAUACGUUCCCUAUAGUAGGAGACUCCCCGUGCGUGUACCUUAAUAACGGCCAUGUUGGCAGCGCGGCUUGUCACGGAGACAAGAAGUGGAUCUGUAACAAAAUGGACGCCAACGGUCACAUGACACAUUUUUACUAGGAGACACUAUGAGAUGUUGCCCACAUGUGUCUGCAGCUGCCCACGUGCCAGAGAGGGUUGUGCCCAUUCCCCUCGUGGGCUGCGCUGCACUGAGGAGUCCCAAACAGGACGAAACACAGCGUUAAUUAAUGCUACAGAGUAGCCCUGAAUGGGAAACCUACCUCCGGCUGCAGCUACAGAUGUGCAUUGAGUUCCCGACUCCUACUCACUCACAGUGACUGGCAAAUGUUCUGUACAGCCUGUAGAAUGGCUGGGAAUCUAUCCUAUCUAUCUAUCAAUCAUCUAUCUAUCUAUCUAUCUAUCUAUCUAUCAUCUAUAUAUCUA